AUGCCCAUUUAUUCCGACGCGCUCACUCUGCUCACGCAAACUAAUGAUUUCCUGGCCAGCCAGGCCUCCGCUCCCAGCACGCCCCAGCCCUGCGUCUUGCAAGUCAUCUCCUGCUGGAUGCGAGACCCUCCACGAGGCCACGAGAACCAGGACACGGAGGUUCUAGCUAAGAUUGCCCCGAGACAGCUCCGGCACUGCGUCCCAACAAGAGCCCGGCACCGGGGCCUGGCCCUCUCCCCGAAGCAGCCACCGCCAGCUGACACCAGCCUGCAAAACUACACGGACCCGCGCUCGAACUGCCAGUUUUCAAUGAAAGCGUCUUCUCACCUCUACUCAAUCAAAAGAAAGGGCUGUAUCUUCUUGCACAAAGAAUCCACACUGCUAAGGUUUGCUGUAAGUGUUGGCUACUGGAAGGACCCUUACAUCCAGUAUUUUGUGAGACAAGCCAAAGAAAGAAAAGCACCCGAAAUCAGUAGAGGCUAUUAUGCUCGUGUUCAUGGAGUCAGCUAUCUGAUUGAAGCUUUUCUGAAGAAGACAGAAUGCAACUGUCAAAUUGUUAAUCUUGGUGCUGGCAUGGAUACCCUGUUCUGGAGAUUAAAGGAUGAAAAUCUUCUCCCUAAAAAAUAUUUCGAAGUGGAUUUUCCAAUGAUAGUUGCAAGAAAAAUACAUAAUAUCAAAUCAAAACCUCCCCUGUCAAAACCAAUUAUGGAAUCCCAUUCAGGAGAGUCUCUUCUAAUAGAUUCUCACAGCCUAGACUCCAGUCGAUAUUCCAUAGUAGGAGCAGAUCUCCGUUUCUCAUCAGAUCUGGAGGAAAAGCUAAAGAAACAUAACCUGGAUAUACAUUUGCCAACGCUUCUGGUAGCAGAGUGUGUGCUGGUUUACAUGACACCGCAGCAAUCUGCAAAUCUUUUAAAGUGGGCAGCAAGCACUUUUCCAGUGGCGAUGUUUAUAAAUUAUGAGCAGGUGAAUAUGUCGGACCGGUUUGGACAGAUCAUGAUUGAGAACUUGCAGAGGCGACAGUGUAACCUGGCUGGAGUGGAAGUCUGCAGAUCCUUAGACUCUCAGAGGGAACGAUUGCUGUUAAAUGGCUGGGAAACUGCACGUGCCAUUGAUAUGAUGAAAGUGUACAGCUUUUUGCCACAGGCUGAUGUCAAAAGAAUAGAAGGACUUGAAUUCCUAGAUGAAAAGGAGCUGUUUGAACAACUAAUGCAGCACUACUGCAUCUGCUGGGCUUCAAAGGACAGCAGUAAUCUGGGUCUCGCAGACAUCACAUUCUAG
This is a messenger RNA of Opisthocomus hoazin, 1278 nucleotides long. NCBI's taxonomy places the organism in Eukaryota, Metazoa, Chordata, Aves, Opisthocomiformes, Opisthocomidae. The record is from RefSeq and is a predicted model, not a curated record.